Molecule: messenger RNA, 5923 nt
Organism: Monodelphis domestica (gray short-tailed opossum)
Lineage: Eukaryota; Metazoa; Chordata; Mammalia; Didelphimorphia; Didelphidae
Gene: PAPLN
Product: papilin, proteoglycan like sulfated glycoprotein
Biological process (GO): extracellular matrix organization; proteolysis
Cellular component (GO): extracellular matrix
Molecular function (GO): metalloendopeptidase activity; serine-type endopeptidase inhibitor activity
Source: RefSeq, a predicted model, not a curated record
GCUGAGAAGGCAAUAAAUACCUGCGAAAGAAAAACGCACAACAGGGCCUGAGGGGUUUUUGUUCCGGGGGAAUGGACUAAAAAGGGAGAGAAACAAAGAACGGGGCGAGGUCUUCAGGGGUUCCUCCCCUGCUCAGUCUUAUUUUCUCUCGUCCCUUUCUCUUUCCUUUCCUUUCUUCGAGAUAGGAGUUCUGGGUGGCCAUAAAACUAGUUGAGCCGGGGGCUCCGCCCCAGUCUAUUUGGUAGUCGGGGUUUAGGAGCGAAGCUCCAAGCGCCUGGGGGAACCGAACCUCGAGCCUGGACCCCGGAGGGGGCUGCACCGGGCGGGCUUUUUAACUGCAAACUCUCUGGAGGAGCGGCGGGAGCCAAAGGAAGUUCGAAACACCCAAGGCACUCUUCCUUUUAGGGCAACGGGGAGAGGCAGCAGCUCGGGGCCGGGAGAAGUCACGGGCUCUGGCGGAGGCGCCAAACAGCCUCACCUGCGCGCCUAGAACCCACCUGCCCUCGCACACGCAGCCACACCUACGCGGGCCGACACAAGAAACCACACGUCCCUUACACACUCACUCGCCCUUACGUCUAUACUCGCGUGCAGCCAGGCACCCAGAUUGGCGAGCACAAAAGAACGCGCAUCAGGGAGGAGUUGGCUCCUGCCUUAUCCCUCUUUUCACUACUUUGUACCCCUGGAAAGCCUUGGACUUAUUGGAGCCUUUUAGUCCUGUUCAGAAGAUGAAGACGCAUCUCCUAUUGUUGAUGCUGCUGCUGCUGCUGCCUCCAUUGCCUGUAUCCUCAGCAAGGAAGGUGAGAAGACAAAAUGAAAACUGGGGCCACUGGGGAGAGUGGAGCCAAUGUAGCAGGACCUGCGGCGGAGGGGUCAGUUUCCAGGAGCGACACUGCUAUUCCCAGAGGAUAGAUGGCAGCUCCAGCUGUAUUGGACCCACCCGAAAUUAUCGUUCAUGCAACACUGAGAGCUGUCCCCAGGGCACCCGGGAUUUCCGAGCAGAGCAGUGUGCAGAAUUUGAUGGAAAGGAAUUCCAAGGAAAGAAAUACAAGUGGUUUCCAUAUUACGGAGCUGCUAACAAGUGUGAGCUGAACUGCAUUCCUAAGGGGGAAAACUUCUACUACAGACACAAGGAGGCAGUAGUGGAUGGGACCCCAUGUGAGCCUGGCAAACUGGACAUCUGUGUGCAGGGCACUUGUCAGGCUGUUGGCUGUGACCACGUGCUCUACUCAUCCAAGAAAGAAGACAAGUGCCUACGCUGCGGAGGUGAUGGCCAGACCUGCUAUCCAGUCAAAGGCACUUUUGAUGCCAAUGACCUCACCAAAGGUUACAACCAAAUUUUGAUCAUUCCCGCAGGAGCUACCAGCAUCCAUAUUGCAGAAGUUACAGCCAGCAGGAAUUUCCUGGCAGUGAAGAAUGUUCGGGGGGAGUAUUACCUGAAUGGCCACUGGACUAUUGAGUUUGGCCGGGCCUUGCCAGUGGCCAGCACUAUCCUUCAGUAUGAACGAGGCUCUGAGGGGGACCUGGCCCCUGAACACCUUCGUGCCCGGGGUCCUACCUCUGAGCCCCUGGUCAUCGAGCUUAUCAGCCAAGAGCCCAACCCAGGGGUGCAAUACGAGUACUACCUGCCCCACUGGCCCCUGGACACUGGAUUCACCUGGAGUCAUGGUUCCUGGAGUGACUGCAGUGCAGAAUGUGGAGGAGGUUAUCAGACACGCCUGGUAUUCUGCACCACCAUCAAUGAGGUUUAUCCUGAUCAUAUGUGCCGGCAUAAGCCCCAGCCAUCUGACAAUCGCACUUGCAACCUUCAGGCCUGCCCACAAACCAAGCGGAUCUCAUACCUCCACCGGCCGGGAGUGUGGAGCCAUGGCCAAGCCCGAGGCAUGUGUGGGAAAAGUUGGAAGACUGGACCAUGGACCGCCUGCUCAGCUCCUUGUGGAGGGGGUUCCCAGUCCCGCCAUGUCUACUGCGUCGUAUCCGAUGGGGCAGGCAUGGAGGAAGCUACUGAUGAAGCUUCGUGUUCGGCCCUGCCGGGGAGGCCCCCAAGCACACAGUCCUGCAACCUGCAUAGGUGUGCGGCCUGGAGCUCAGGGCCCUGGGGAGAGUGCUCAGCCAGCUGUGGCCCAGGGGUUCGGAGCCGGACAGUCACCUGUUGGGGUGAUGAAGGUUCUGCACUCCAAGAUUUUGCCUGUUCCUCAGCCGACAAGCCUCCCCUGACUGAGGCCUGCAUGGGAGAGAACUGCCCUCUUCAGGAGCCUGGGUGGCAUAUUGGUGACUGGGGGCUGUGCUCUAAGAGCUGUGAUUCAGGCAUCCGGAAAAGGCAAGUCAUUUGUGCUGACAGGGAUUCCAAUGUCUAUAGUUCUGACCUCUGCCAGGUGCGCCAGCCCCAGAUGCCAGCUGAAGUAGAAGCUUGUAACACACAAUCCUGCCACCUGCCUCAAGAGGUCCCUAGCAUGCAGGAUGUCCAAGGCUAUGACACCAGUCGCCAGGAUCCUCCGGAAACUCCUUCCCAAGGUGGUAGGGAGGAAUGGUGGCUACACAGGAACCAGCCCCCAUCCGAACAUAGCCGCGAGGGCCACGGAGGCUCUAACUUGUUGCCUCAGCACCAGGAGUCUGGCUGGGGGAGCUCCGGCUCUCGGCAGUACCACCAGCAGAGGGACCCUGUGUCGAGGCCACAGCCUCCCGACUGCCGUCACAGUCUCCAUGGGUGUUGCCCAGAUGGCCAUACGGUGGCUCCUGGCCCCUUGGGACGUGGCUGUCCCAGGAUCUCAUGUCAGCAGAGCACGUACGGAUGCUGUCCGGAUGGAGUCUCUUCAGCCCUGGGCCGAAAUCAUGCAGGCUGCCCGCGGUCACAUGACGAGACCCACGUGAACAGGCAUGGGCCUAGAGCGGCCUCCUCUCCGGCCGAGUCCCGACCUGACCCCUCCGUGGAGUGCCGAGGGUCCCGGUACGGGUGCUGCUAUGAUAACUCAGCUUCCAGCACGGGCCCCCUGGGAGAAGGCUGCCAAGGCAGGCCCAGCUCCCCCUACCCAGUCAGGUGCCUGCUGCCCAGUGCACAUGGCUCCUGUGCAGAUUGGACCCCUCGCUGGUAUUUCAUUCCCACUGUGGGCAAGUGCAACCGGUUCUGGUAUGGUGGCUGCCAUGGCAACAGAAAUAACUUCCUUUCUGAGGAGGAGUGCAUGAAAAGCUGCCAUGAGGGAGCUGAGGACAGUGUCACAGGACCCCUAACUCAUGGAGCAGAGCGGGGAUGGGCAUCUCCCUCCCAGAGGGAGAUAGGCACACCUUUGGGUCCCAGCCAGCCCAGGCAAGGGCCCUCCGGUUAUAACCAAGGAGGAGGCACUGGGGACCACCAUGAUGCCUCUUACCAUGGCCAGCCAUCCAGAAAUGAUGACCAGAGUAGGACUGGGGAAAGUUGGGGACUAGACCACACAGGGACAUCCCAGGGAAGGCCCUCCCUUUCGGCCAGCACUUCUAGGCUAGAGCAAGGCGGGCAGGCUCUGAGGCCAGAGAAGACUCAGCUGUCCAGGACCUUUGAGCAGGAAAUCUCAAAAAGUCAACAUACAGGACACCAGGACCGGGAGGACAGACCAAGUGUAUUUGUGCCAAGAGAAGACAGCAGGCAACCAGCUCCACACUCACAGGUUCCAUCUCACAGAAUUGUCUUGGACAGGACAGAAUAUUCUGGGGUUCAGGUCACCCUGGGGCAGAUGGUCCGAUUCUUCUGUGUGGCAGGCGCCAGCCCUGAUGUGAAAUGGCAGAAAAAUGGGAAACCAGUCAGAUCAUCAAAUAGGUACCACCUGCAGCUCGAUGGCUCCUUGGCCAUCAGUUCAGUGAGUGAGGAGGAUGCCGGCACCUACACCUGCAGCACUUCUGUCGGUGGCCAGGAUAGCAGUCGCCAAGUUCAACUCUGGAUCACAGGGGAUGAUAGGGAAGCCCCUGCAGAGGCUGAGAGGAAUCUCCCUCCGAUUCAAGACCACAAACACCUGGAUUUUGGCAUGGGAGGAGGCAGGCCGGGUCACAGGCCCAGCUCCCCCAGGCACCGCCAGCCAGGGCCCAGGUUGAGCUUUGACAGGAACCAGCCAGGAGUGGUGGAUGCCAAUAUAGGUCAGCGAGUCCAACUGCCCUGUCGAACAUCUGGCUACCCUCCCCCAGUCAUUGAGUGGCAGAAGGACGGACAGCCUCUCUCCUCUCCCAGACACCAGCAGCAGCCCGAUGGCUCCUUGCUCAUCAGCCGUGUUUCCAGGGAGGACGGGGGCUUCUACACCUGCAUCGCUUUCAACCAGCGAGAACGCGAGCAGCGCUGGGUUCAGCUCAGAAUUCUGGGAGAGCUGAAGAUCGUAGGACUAGAACCCGCCGUCACAGUGCCGGAGGGGGGAGACACCGAGCUCCACUGCGUGGUGCUAGGAGACGACGUGAAUGUGAGAUGGUCCAGGAAUGGGGUGCCUCUGCGAGGUGAUGGCUACCGCAUCCACCUGUCCCAGGACGGAACUCUGGUGAUUAACAAUACGCGAGCCCGUGAUGAAGGGUCCUAUACCUGCAGUGCCUACAGUGGGAGCCAGGCUGUCAGCCGCAGCACCGAAGUGAAGGUGGUCUAUCCUAGGCCUCCAGAAGCUGUAGAGCAGCCCAGGGACCCCAGUAGGGAGUGCAUAGACCAGCCAGAACUCGCCAAUUGUGAUCUGAUCCUGCAAGCUCAGCUCUGUGGCAAUGAAUACUACUCCAGCUUCUGUUGUGCCAGCUGUUCCCGCUAUCAGCCCCAGGCCCGUCCUGUUUGGCAGCAGGGAUGAAAGCUGUCUCCUGCCUCCCAAACAUCAUGGCUGGGGAGAGGCAAGACAUAGAAGGGCAGACAGAAGGUAAACCCAAGUGUCUCCUCCACAGACUGUCCUUUGAAAAACCCAUCAAUUAUAACAGUGCGGCAGUAGCAACAGCUGGGAUGAGUUCCUGCCCUAAUCAUCCAUGCCUCCUUUGUUUGCUCUUCAGACACUAUCGUAAGUCAUUUCGUAACGAGACUGCUUAGAUGAAAACAGAAGUCUGCUAUUUCCCACACUGAGCUCUAGGGGACAGAACUGGUAUUUUUAUAUAUUUUUUUAGAAUACAGUUUUCACAGCUCCAAAAGACCCGCAUUAUUCACCUUGGCUGAAUGGGUGUUAAAGUGUGGUCCAUCUGAGUUAACACACAUCUUUUAUAAGGAUCAAUAAUUUUGCUGCAUCCAAACCAGUCUGACCUUCCUUUGGGGUCAAGAUGGGCACCGAUCUGAGAUCCGAAUGCUUUUGCAGCCUAGAAAACUUCCGUUAUCAGACAACCUCAUCUGAAAACCUCCUCUGGAGAGAGGGUUUGAAUCUGUUGCUCCCAUCUGGCACACAGCCUUGGUAGUCUUGAUCCCGAGGGGCGAUUCAUUUGGCUUUUCGGUUGAGGGUUACCUCACACAGAUCCAAGUUAAACUGCUUCCAUAAACCCAAAGCUGUCCCAUGACACCAAGGCCAGAACUAAAUAAAGCAGCAAUCACUGGAGUAACUGUGUUCUGUGCACUGAAUAACACCAAAGUAACAGCACCAGGUGUGUAUAGAUGAGUGUUAACAGAAGGAUAAACACAACCAUCUCAGCUCUCCAUGUGGCUAAUUCCCAACUGAAUACCUCUAAUAUUGUCUCCAAAUGGAAAUACAAGCCUUGGAUGUGGUGUGGCUUUGAAAAAACUGGCUCUCCUCUGGGACAGUGUCUUCCUAUAUUGGCACAGCUGGGCACUGUUUGGAAACGGAACCAACUGCAUCAAGGCUAUUUCUCAAUCUACCCCUCCCUCUCAUUCCAGGGAGCUCUGUGGGAAAGACAUUUUUACUUUAUAAAAAUAUUAUUAGGCAUUAUCAAAGUUUCUUUUCACUUUUAUGGAUGCUGCAGAAAUUGGAAAAUAAAGUCUGUUUUCUUAUGCUUA